AUGGUGGACGCUCUAGGUGUUGUGUUGGGCAGCAGUUUGACUGUAAUGCUCGGAGCCACUGCCCUCUAUAUCCUGAUACGUUGGUAUCAGAGUGGACGUUGCUGCCAAGGUAAGUAAUAACCAGUAACGAUGGAGAAGGUUUACUGGGUUAAAGAAUAAUCAAAAUGGAUUUUUGGACAGCUUGAAAAACAGGAAGGAUUUAUUACAGAAAAAAAAAAGACUAAAUAAAAUGUAUAAUUUGCUCAGAAAGAAGGAAGUAUAUCCUUAAAGACAUCAACUGGGUUGUGAGUUUCAGAAGAAGAAACAGAAAUUAACAGGGGAGGUUGUUUUAACCCCUUUUUUAUUAUCCCACCCUAUGAAAGUAUCACAUUUAUUGACAGCUUAACACCACCCACUCUUUACAAGCCUGCUGUCAAUAAAGGAGUCUUAAAUGAGUGAUUGCCGACUAUGCAGAAUGAUUUUUAUUUGCAGUCAAAAUCUCCUCUGUUUCUUGCUCAUUAAACUUUUUGAAUGAACCUAAUUUUUUCAACUUUUGGUCCCAAUUGCCAGAUAGGAAAAUUCUCUAAGUUAUUAUUUUUUUCCCGCUAUUAAGAACUUUCACUUUAAAUUCACUUAGAAUUCCCGUCAGUUCACAGAUUAGUAAAUAACCCUGACACAGUCAAAAUGUGCUUUCACAGCUUAUUUCCUUUUUAACAACUUUUGAGAAUAACAACACACAUAAUGAAACAAGCAUCACUUAGAGGGACCUUUAUUGUAAUCAAUAACAAAUCAUUUAGACUUGUUUAAUAACUUAGAAGUAGGAACUGUAGUGUUGGAUGUAGGUGAAAAAAAAUAUUAAUAUGAAAAGUGACAUUGAUCCCCCCCCUCCCUUGGGUUAGGGAAGAGCAAAUACGAAUCCCUGGAGGUCCAGUGAUAGCAUCAUAUGGUCUGCAUCAUUGGUGGGUGCAGACCACUUGCAUUGCUUCUUCCAGUGACAACUCUUGGGCUUUGAUCUCAUAAUCUGUCAUGCCAUCCCUUUCCUACGUACCAACCUGAGGUUAUGACCUCAGUGGCCUUGUGCGGCAUCCAGCUUUGUAUAUUUGUCACCAAUCAAAAAUGAGAUUAAGUAGACCAACUUCAGUGUAAGUUCCUCUUUAAAUCGACUGCGGGUAGACAAGUCUAUUUCAAGCUGCAAUUAGGUUAUUCUCAAUUCACAACAAACAAAACAUCAGUGUGUGAUAAACAGAGACUUAAUUGGUACAAUGAUCUGCAUGACAUGGAAGAGGCAGGGAAUUGUGAAAAUAACAAUGUACGCACAGUAAUUAGUUGGUGAAUAUUGUAAUAAUAAACCAAGUGGUGAUAUAACAAUAAUAAAAUAUUUGCGAAACAUGUGACAAAGGUUAAUCAACAAGUGAGGUUAAAUAUAUUUAUUUUGUCAGUAUGAAGUGUAAAGUUAAAUAGCAUAAGUACAAUAUUCAUUAAUUAAAUCAAUUUUUUGUAACUUUGAUUUAACAAGCAUAGCAGUAUUUAAAAAAUAAAUAAAAUUCAAUGUAAACAGGUAAAUAUUUUUACGUACGUUUUGCAAAAACAACAUCAAAAUAUUGAAUAAGCUUACAUAACCUGAAAUCUUUACUUGUGUAAACCUGAUCAAUGGCAUUUUGCCAAAAAAAAGCAGUAAACAUUUACCUUAGGCUCUGCGUUAACAUACGAUCAGCCAAGAAUCAGAUUUAUGGGAACCUUAACGUAUUUGACAGUGGUAAGCACCAUAGCUCCUUUGUUCAAAAAUGUCUGUUGUAAAUAUACAUGUCACUUGUGAAAAUACAUGUGUGCAGAAAUAUGUAUUGUAUGUGUGUAAUCAUACUUGCAAAUCUCCUCUGCACAUCUUCUAGGCAAUGCUAUAUUUUGCAAUUAAAAUGUAUUUUACUGGAAUUUGCAUAAUCAAUUUUAUAUCAUGCUCUGUUAAAAGCAUGCUAAAGCCUGGAUGAGCCUUCUGUGUGUGAUUGAAGGUCAAUUAAUAGAGCGGGAGAUAAAACUUUAAAGAAAAACACACUGUGCUGUAAGAUCUGAUUAUAAAUGCAACCGUUUUUUCACUUAAGUGGAUAACCACGUACAUGUAUGAAAAGGACACUGUAAGCCCCAAAACAACUUUCGCUUAAUGAAGUUUUUAGUUCUAGAUCAUGCCCUUGCUGUCUCACUGCUCAGUUCUCUAGAAUCUAGUAGUUAAAUCAAUUUUGUUGUUGUUUAUACAACCCUUGACACAUCUUCACUGGCUGUGACUCACACAGUCUCCAUGAAAAAAUGCUUGCAUUUAUAAUCAGAUCUUACUGCACAGUGUGUUUUCUUUCAAAGUUUAUAUAUAGAUAUAGAUAUAGAUAUAUAUAUAUAUAUAUAUGUAUAUAUAUCGUUAUAUAUACAUAUAUAUAUAUAUAUAAAAUAUGAAUUUGUACUAUUUACUACUAAACUGGCUUUAUUGUAAUUAAUUCUCUUUCUGAUUUACAUCCUAGAAACCAGUUUUGUUUUCAAUCUAUACAGCAUUCGGUAAGUGAUUGGAGCAUGUACUUGAUAGCUUGAUAGUGUAUAUCAAAAUGUAAUUUUAGUGUAUAAAUGUUCAUUUAUUCCUAUAUUUAACAAAUAUGUAUUUAUGAGGUACAAAAAAUUUAAUUGCAUUUACAUUUAGAAAUCCACACCUCCAUCUUUAUCCUGUAAAUAGUGCUUCCAAGAUUAAGCUCCCUGCCAGUGAUUGUUAUAAACUUUGUCCUAUGUACCUGGCAGCCAUCAUAGAAAAAGCAUACAGAGAAGAGGACACAUGAAAAAAUGUGUCCAUGUCUCAUCCUUAUUUGCAAUGUGUGCCUUGGCUGUGCCUGGAUUGAACUCGUUACUAUGGAAUUUACAAAAUCUUUAACAUAAAUUUAAAAGAAAUUAGAGCAUCACUUAAAGAAAAGGUUAACACAAACUGGAGGUUAUUUUCAAUAAAUUAUAUAAUGGUGUAAUUUCCAGAGAUGUGACAGUUCCCAUUUUAUGGUUAUGUCAGUGAUCAUGUUUUUACUUUAUUAGCUUUAAUCCUCCUUUCAUUCUCAUGAACUGUUUCCUCCUGUGGAAAUAACAAUAGUAAAAUUUUGUAUAUAUUGUGUAUUAAUAUUGUUUUUGUAUUUUGUUGUAUCCUAAUGUAACAAUGCAAUGAUUUGUGGACCCAGGACAUACUUGAAAACGAGAGAAAUCUCAAUGUAUCCUUCCUGGUAAAAUAUUUUUUAAAUAAAUAAAAUAAAUAAAUAGUAAGAAACCCGGGGCAGCUAUCCAGUAGAACUUCAAAACCUCAACCUCCCUUUCUGAUUUGUGACUUCUCUCUUCUUGUGUCUUCUCCAUCUCUUCGUAGGCAGCUGAAAUCUAUGGAUAUGGAAUUAGCACCUCCAUUUACAGUCAGUGGUACCAUGAAAAAUCAAUGUCCUACGACUAGAUACAAUUAUGAGUUGUUCCAUGAAGAUGAUGUGUGA
Pelobates cultripes (western spadefoot toad) is the source of this 3470-nucleotide messenger RNA. The record is from the annotation of a GenBank genome assembly. NCBI's taxonomy places the organism in Eukaryota, Metazoa, Chordata, Amphibia, Anura, Pelobatidae.